Molecule: messenger RNA, 1532 nt
Organism: Magnolia sinica
Lineage: Eukaryota; Viridiplantae; Streptophyta; Magnoliopsida; Magnoliales; Magnoliaceae
Exons: 2
Coding region: 423-1232 (269 amino acids)
Source: RefSeq, a predicted model, not a curated record
UGAUGGGUGCGGAUGCUGUUCCUUUGUACACGCGUGUGGGCUUAGCAAAGCUCUCUCUUUCAAAUAAGAAACGCUCCUUGUCGCUGACAAACAGAUAGGAAAACUCGCUAAGAGGAGUGGAGGCGUUCUUCCUAGUAACUCGCUCGAGUCGACUCGGUUGAUUUCCGAACAAGUCAAAUGGCUCGGUGUCUUUGUUCCCUUUCAUUCCUUUCACUUCUCAAAAGCACUCGACCCCAUCUCCAGCCGUCAGUAUUUCAAAGGCAGAAACUCUUCUCAUCAUUUCCCGCGCUUUUUGUGUUUGUGUUUUGGUCCGUUUUGGGUGUUUGAUUUUUCUUGUUUUUUUUCCCAGUGGAUAAUGAAAUCUUCAUCGUGGCAGGUUAAAGCUUUGUUGGGGUGGCCCAUUUAUCAACGGUGGAGAUUGGAUGACUGUACAAGCAUCAAGAUCCUAUGCUCGAGAUGCUCGUGGACGCUCACAUUAUGACCUCUUUGGCAAUGGGAAACCGGGGGAUGAAGAAUUCAAGAAAGCCUGGGAGAAGGAAAUGGAUGAAGAGACCUGUCUGUGGACAGGAAGUGAUGAAGAUGAAAUGGACGUGAAAGAUCGUAGCCAUGUCAACAAAGAUGCUAAGAAAUUGAAAGAGGAGGCUGAGGAACGAUCAAGGCUUAUUGAUGCUGAUGAUAGUGAUGAACUGGCAAGCGUGUGGUCCGGAAGUGACGAGGAGAAGACAUUGUGGACAGGUAGUGAAUGUGAUGAUGACGACGACAUUCCUACCGAAGCUCUUCCAAAUGAGCGAAGUGACCCAUAUAUUGAUAAAUUGUUUGAGUUUGAGGAGACACCAAAAUAUCGAACAAUUGCAGAGCUACUAAAAGAUGAGGAAGAACCCAAGGAGUUGUCUCCUGGAAAACAAGCGAGAAAAAUCGCUGUUGAAAAUGCCUUGAAGAAAUUGAAGAAAGGACCAGAUGGGCGCUACACAAAUGUGUGGGAGGUCAUGAGUGAUAUAGAUAUCUUGAUAGGAGCUUUUGAAAAUAUCGUCUCAGGGCCAGAGUAUGCAGAGCUGAGAGAGGGAGGCCCCAAGAAGCUAAACAUGCAGUUCUUCAAGGAUAUACAAGCACGUAUGAGAGACCCGAAUUUUAAAUUCUCUCCGGAGCUGAAGUUGAAGCCAAAGAGCAAAUUAGUCUCGAGGAAGAAAUGGCAAAAGUCCCAGUCUAGACAAAAGAAAGCCAAGAGGCGCUAAGAGUUGGUAAUGUUUUGUCUAUUUCCUUUAAAACAAAUCAUCCCCAUGUAUUAGUCUUUGAUUUUAUUUAAUUUUCUUAGCUGGGUGUUUUGGUUUCUUUGGCAGUUUGGCUGUGUUUUUGUUUUCUUCUAUCAGUGUAUAUUUCUCGUCUACGCCUCGUAUAUGAUAAACUUGUUUGACAGGAAUUUUGUAGGGAUUGCAUAUGGUAUGUGACUUGUGAGCUUGGUUGGUUGCGGCUGUUUGAACAUUGUAAAUGUGUUUCAUUUGGAUGCACAAGUGAAUUUGAAUCGUGAAAAUUCA